ACCGCUCCCCGGAACAAGCAAAUCCCCACCCAAUUUCGUCUCCGAUCGACUCGCGAGAUCGUCGAAUCCUCCUCCCCGCCGCCUCAAGAUGCAGAUCUUCGUGAAGACCCUCACUGGCAAGACCAUCACCCUUGAGGUUGAGAGCUCUGACACCAUCGACAACGUCAAGGCCAAGAUCCAGGACAAGGAGGGCAUCCCCCCGGACCAGCAGCGCCUCAUCUUUGCCGGCAAACAGCUGGAGGAUGGCCGCACCCUCGCGGACUACAACAUCCAGAAGGAGUCCACCCUCCACCUUGUGCUCCGCCUGCGUGGUGGUAUGCAGAUCUUUGUGAAGACCCUCACCGGCAAGACCAUCACCCUUGAGGUUGAGAGCUCUGACACCAUCGACAACGUCAAGGCCAAGAUCCAGGACAAGGAGGGCAUCCCCCCGGACCAGCAACGCCUCAUCUUUGCCGGCAAGCAGCUGGAGGAUGGCCGCACCCUUGCGGACUACAACAUCCAGAAGGAGUCCACCCUCCACCUUGUGCUCCGCCUGCGUGGUGGUAUGCAGAUCUUUGUGAAGACCCUCACCGGCAAGACCAUCACCCUUGAGGUUGAGAGCUCUGACACCAUCGACAAUGUCAAGGCCAAGAUCCAGGACAAGGAGGGCAUUCCUCCGGAUCAGCAGCGCCUGAUCUUUGCCGGCAAGCAGCUGGAGGAUGGCCGCACCCUCGCGGACUACAACAUCCAGAAGGAGUCCACCCUCCACCUUGUCCUCCGUCUGCGUGGUGGCAUGCAGAUCUUCGUGAAGACCCUCACUGGCAAGACCAUCACCCUUGAGGUUGAGAGCUCUGACACCAUUGACAACGUCAAGGCCAAGAUCCAGGACAAGGAGGGCAUCCCCCCGGACCAGCAGCGCCUGAUCUUUGCAGGCAAGCAGCUGGAGGAUGGCCGCACACUUGCUGACUACAACAUCCAGAAGGAGUCCACCCUCCACCUUGUCCUCCGUCUGCGUGGUGGUAUGCAGAUCUUCGUGAAGACCCUCACCGGCAAGACCAUCACCCUUGAGGUUGAGAGCUCUGACACCAUUGACAACGUCAAGGCCAAGAUCCAGGACAAGGAGGGCAUCCCCCCGGACCAGCAGCGCCUGAUCUUUGCUGGCAAGCAGCUGGAGGAUGGCCGCACCCUGGCUGACUACAACAUCCAGAAGGAGUCCACCCUCCACCUUGUCCUCCGUCUUAGGGGUGGCAUGCAGAUCUUUGUGAAGACCCUCACCGGCAAGACUAUCACUCUUGAGGUGGAGUCGUCAGACACCAUUGACAAUGUCAAGGCCAAGAUCCAGGACAAGGAGGGCAUCCCCCCGGACCAGCAGCGCCUGAUCUUCGCCGGCAAGCAGCUGGAGGAUGGCCGCACCCUCGCGGACUACAACAUUCAGAAGGAGUCCACCCUUCACCUGGUGCUCCGCCUCCGUGGUGGUCAGUAAACAUCCUGGUUCGUCCUGCGGGUGGUGCCCUGUUUCGAUAAUUUGAACUGUUAUCUUGUUCGCGUCAGUCCUAUCGUGUUUGUUUGAUGAACUAUCGAGUCACCUAUGGGUUUUAAACAGUUGCUGGUACAGCAGUAUUAUUGAGUAAUGAAUAAGUGAACUUCGGGUAAA
Messenger RNA from Hordeum vulgare subsp. vulgare (domesticated barley), 1633 nucleotides. RefSeq names its product polyubiquitin. Gene Ontology annotation, molecular function: protein tag activity; ubiquitin protein ligase binding. NCBI's taxonomy places the organism in Eukaryota, Viridiplantae, Streptophyta, Magnoliopsida, Poales, Poaceae. Gene Ontology annotation, cellular component: cytoplasm; nucleus. The record is from RefSeq and is a predicted model, not a curated record. Gene Ontology annotation, biological process: modification-dependent protein catabolic process; protein ubiquitination. The transcript has 2 exons. Bases 89 to 1462 code for a protein of 457 amino acids.